Molecule: messenger RNA, 309 nt
Organism: Gongylonema pulchrum
Lineage: Eukaryota; Metazoa; Nematoda; Chromadorea; Rhabditida; Gongylonematidae
Source: the annotation of a GenBank genome assembly
AUGAACAACGAAAUAACGCAAGAGAUAGGAGCAGACUGGAUAACUGGAUACUUUCGCCAAGCACCGCGGCCAGAAAAACUUUCGCCAAGCACCGCGGUGUAUUUACUACUAAAAGACUAUCUGCAAAAACAGCAAUUUUCAAUUCGACCGUUUUACCAGCCAUGUUAUGUGAGUGUGAGGCGUGGAAUACCGCGCUCGUUGAAGAAAGGAAAUUUACAGUAUCCCAAAGAGCAAUGGAGUGACGGAUGGUUGGCAUCAACAGGCGGCAGCGCAUUCCAAAUGAAGUGCUUCAAGGCAAAUCUGGCGUGA